Messenger RNA from Gossypium raimondii (Peruvian cotton), 1594 nucleotides. RefSeq names its product ATPase GET3B. Gene Ontology annotation, molecular function: ATP binding; ATP hydrolysis activity. Gene Ontology annotation, cellular component: GET complex. The coding region runs from base 87 to 1319 and encodes 410 amino acids. The transcript is spliced from 11 exons. Gene Ontology annotation, biological process: post-translational protein targeting to endoplasmic reticulum membrane. The record is from RefSeq and is a predicted model, not a curated record. Lineage: Eukaryota; Viridiplantae; Streptophyta; Magnoliopsida; Malvales; Malvaceae.
UCUACACAAACGGAAAAAACAACUCUGUUCAUAACCCUCUUAAGAACAACUAGAAAAAAGAAAAAGAAAAGCACAGGAAACAAGAAAUGGAAAAAACAGCAGCUCUGAAUGCUUCUUUUACUUCAUAUUCUUUGUCUUUUAACAAGAUUUUAACUCCUAAAAAUUCCAUGGCAGCAGUUAGUUUUUUGGCUUCUUUUUCACCAAGAAUUCACUCCUUAUCUUCACCUUUUCCUUCACUUUCCAUCAAACCAAAGCGACCCACAAACACUUUUCAAGUGAGAUCAGUGGCUGCUCCAACAGAAGAUGUUGCAGGGUUUGAUGACAUGGUUUCCGGGAAGCAACGUAAGUAUUACAUGCUAGGCGGCAAGGGAGGUGUAGGAAAGACAAGUUGCGCUGCUUCAUUAGCUGUAAAAUUCGCAAAUAAUGGACAUCACACUCUUGUUGUCUCAACCGAUCCAGCUCAUUCGUUGUCUGAUUCUUUCGCGCAGGAUUUGACUGGAGGAAUGCUAGUACCAGUUGAAGGACCCGACUUUCCCUUGUUUGCUCUUGAAAUAAACCCGGAGAAGGCUAGGGAAGAAUUUAGGGAUGCAGCUAAGAACAAUGGUGUAACUGGGGUCAAAGAUUUUAUGGAUGGCAUGGGCCUCGGGAUGCUUGCCGAACAGUUAGGAGAGCUGAAAUUGGGAGAGCUACUGGACACUCCACCUCCCGGUUUAGAUGAAGCGAUUGCAAUUUCAAAGGUGAUGCAAUUUCUUGAUUCGCCACAAUAUAGCAAGUUUACUCGAAUAGUUUUUGACACUGCACCAACAGGACAUACUUUGCGACUUUUGUCUUUGCCAGACUUCUUGGAUGCAUCCAUAGGCAAGAUAUUGAAGCUUAGAGAGAAGAUAGCAUCAGCCACCUCAGCCAUUAAAUCUGUUUUCGGACAAGAAGAAACCCGUCAAAAUGCUGCUGACAAGUUGGAGCAGCUGAGGGAGCGGAUGGUGAAAGUGAGAGACCUUUUCCGUGACACAGAUUCUACCGAGUUUGUCAUCGUCACAAUCCCCACGGUGAUGGCAGUCAGCGAGUCAUCUAGGUUUCGAGCCUCCUUGAGCAAGGAAAAUGUUCCAGUCCGGAGACUUAUUGUUAAUCAGAUUCUUCCCCCUUCGGCCUUCGACUGCAAAUUUUGUGCAGUGAAAAGGAAGGAUCAGAUGCGCGCACUUGAUAUGAUUCGGAACGAUCCUGAGCUAUCGAGCUUGAAGUUAAUCCAGUCGCCCCUAGUUGACAUGGAGAUUAGGGGUGUUCCAGCACUUAAAUUUAUGGGGGACUUUGUAUGGAAAUAAAGAAACAUUUUGAGGCUAAUUGGUACACAAAAACAUUCUCUAUCAAAGGCUUGAUAUUUAUUUUUAAAAAAUAGAUAAUUAAUUAAUGUCCUAAAAAAAACUUCUUUUGAGCAGCAGUAUUGGCUUACUAUUUGAUUUGCCAAGCUUGGGUCGAGUUUAGGUAUUUUGUUUGCUAUUAAUAUUACUAGAUUUAUAGGGUUCAAACUAUACGUUACUUUUCUAGCAAGUAACAAGGAUGCUUAUAAAAGUCGUAGUUAAUCGAAGUUGCUGAUUAA